Prunus armeniaca (apricot) is the source of this 1395-nucleotide messenger RNA. The record is from the annotation of a GenBank genome assembly. Lineage: Eukaryota; Viridiplantae; Streptophyta; Magnoliopsida; Rosales; Rosaceae.
AUGGAGAAAAAGAAGGGAAACAUAUUGAUGAAUAAAUACGAGCUGGGACGAUUGCUUGGACAAGGGACCUUCGCCAAGGUUUACCAUGCCCGAAAUCUGAGGUCCGGCCAGAGCGUCGCGAUUAAGGUCAUCGACAAGGAGAAGGUGCAACAGGUGGGAUUGAUUGAUCAAAUCAAGAGAGAAAUCUCUGUGAUGCGCCUUGUGAGGCACCCCAAUGUGGUUCAGCUCUUUGAAGUCAUGGCCAGCAAGACCAAGAUUUAUUUUGCCAUGGAGUAUGUGAGAGGUGGGGAGCUUUUCAACAAGGUUGCCAAGGGGAAGCUCAAGGAAGACGUGGCCCGAAAAUACUUUCAGCAGUUGGUUGGGGCUGUUGAUUACUGCCAUAGCAGAGGCGUCUACCACCGCGACAUCAAGCCAGAGAAUCUCUUGGUUGAUGAGAAUGGUAACCUUAAAGUUUCGGAUUUCGGAUUGAGCGCAUUAUGGGAGUCAAGGGGACAAGAUGGCCUUCUCCACACAACAUGUGGAACUCCUGCAUAUGUAGCACCGGAGGUGAUAAACAAGAAAGGUUAUGAUGGUGCCAAGGCUGAUACAUGGUCUUGUGGGGUUGUCCUUUAUGUUCUGUUGGCUGGUUUUCUGCCUUUCCAUGAUACCAAUCUCAUGGAAAUGUACAGGAAAAUCAGCAAAGGAGAUUUCAAAAGUCCGCAAUGGUUUCCUCCAGAGGUUCGCAAGCUUCUUUCGAGGAUUCUUGAUCCUAAUCCAAACACAAGAAUAAGUGUGGACAAGAUCGUGGAGAACAGUUGGUUCAAGAAAGGGUUUAAACUUGUUGAAGCACCUUUGCCGCCUCCUGAUCCCAACGCCUCCAUCCUGCGUGAUGUCCAGGCAGCUUUUGCAUCAACAACAACAGAUGAGUCUGCAGAAGGCAGUUCCCACAAGAAAACGAGCACAGCAGGAACAACCCCCAUGAGGCCAACUUGUUUCAAUGCCUUUGACAUCAUCUCUCUAUCGCCAGGUUUUGAUCUAUCCGGUUUGUUUGAGAAUGACAUGCAGCACAGACCACAGGCAAGAUUCACCAGCACAAAACCAGCCGCAACAAUUGUUUCAAAAUUCGAAGCGAUAGCAGAGACCGAGAGAUUCAAAUGCAUGAAGAAAGAUGGGACCCUGAAAUUGCAGGGCAGCAAGGAAGGAAGGAAAGGGCAGCUUGGUAUCGAUGCUGAGAUUUUUGAGGUCACGCCUUCAUUUUAUGUUGUAGAGAUGAAGAAAACGGCUGGGGACACAUUAGAAUACAUGGAGUUCUGUGACCAUGACUUAAAGCCCUCUCUUCAGGACAUAGUAUGGACUUGGCAAGGAAGUGAACAAAAGCAUGAGCAACAGCCAGCAGCACCAGAAAUUGUUUCUUAG